AUGUCAUCAUUAUUUCGCCAGGAUACUCAUCCUGUAUACAAGCAGAUGCAGCCUAGCCUACACUCUCUGCUACUGUUAUUAUUCUCGAACGCUCUUUCCACAUCUGGGACCAGCGACGUUCUCUCAACGACUGGCACGGGUGCCAAGACUGCGUUCGCGUUGCUGUUGAUCACUGCCGCCAGGGAAGCUGUGGGCACUGCCAUACAUACAUACCACGCAAACUCGUCUAUUGAAGGCUCUCAGAAGACGGCAGAGUUAACCAAAACGAUUCUUGAAGUCGCUUUGCAGCAUCGUCUACAUCUUGAUGUUAGGACAUGUAGCGCCAUGUUGAAGGUGUUCAGAGUUGAGCCGAAACUGUAUUGCAAUGCGAGUUUUUUCAACGGUUCUUUCUACUUAGUCCCUUCUCCGGGCCAAUCUGAUAUGGGCGGGGCGUUGUUGAGUGCGGAUGGAGCAACCGUGAUACUCGCAAAUGGGCGUUUAUCACGAACGGUGGUGUAUCUCAAUUCCAAUCUAGAAGCCACCAGCGAACAUGAUCUACCAGACAAGAAUACGACUCAGAAGAGGUCUAUAUUCACGACGCCGCCUAUCUGA
This is a messenger RNA of Suillus paluster, 591 nucleotides long. RefSeq lists its product as uncharacterized. The transcript is spliced from 7 exons. The record is from RefSeq and is a predicted model, not a curated record. NCBI's taxonomy places the organism in Eukaryota, Fungi, Basidiomycota, Agaricomycetes, Boletales, Suillaceae. Bases 1 to 591 code for a protein of 196 amino acids.